Macrobrachium nipponense is the source of this 1101-nucleotide messenger RNA. RefSeq lists its product as uncharacterized. Gene Ontology annotation, molecular function: peptidase inhibitor activity. Lineage: Eukaryota; Metazoa; Arthropoda; Malacostraca; Decapoda; Palaemonidae. Bases 152 to 565 code for a protein of 137 amino acids. The record is from RefSeq and is a predicted model, not a curated record. The transcript has 3 exons. Gene Ontology annotation, cellular component: extracellular region.
UCCAGCGAAGAAUUAGAGGUUUAUGGCAACUACUCACAUUCCCGCUCGCUCAGAUAUAAAAGUAGCCUCUCAGAAAUAGUUGAUUUUACUAAAGGACUGGAACUCGUACAACUAUCUCCAGGACAUCGUGCUCAGCAGUAGCCAAGAGAGAAUGGCCAUCGUUUCCAUCCUUCCGUUGGUUUUGGCGGCGUCCUCGGCAUUCCUUGCAAGUGGCGUCUCUGCCACUGCGGUAGAUGAGUCCGUCUGCAUUGUCGUCCAGUGCAUUAGAGCUCCGUGUCCUCCCAUACCUCGAGUUAUCGAAGAGAUUCCAGGGUGCCGCAACUUCUGCGACAUACCUGGGCAACCUGGAGAGUACUUCUGCUGCGACGAGGAUCGAGGUCCAGGAAGUCGACAAGGAACUUGCCCAAAAACAAACAUCCUACCAGACGAAACCUCUGUGCUAUGCUAUGAACCAAAGACAAUCUUAUGCCAAAGUGACCGUAACUGUGGGCCUGGCCAGAAAUGCUGUUACACAGCCAAUACGCAACAUCGCAUCUGUCGCAAAGUGGCCUAUGGUGUCAACUGAUUAACAUCUGUUGAAUAAUUAUAAACAGUUCGCAGAAUCCGAAAACAUUUGCAUCUCCCGCUGUUAGAUGAAUUCAAGUUCCUACUACUGAGUCCUGACGAUGUUUUAAGGUAGCUAUCGUGUUUAUGGUACUAGUGGAGGAAUCUCUGUGGUACUAGUGGAGGAAUCUCUGUGGUACUAGUGGAGGAAUCUCUGUGGUACUAGUGGAGGAAUCUCUGUGGUACUAGUGAAGGAAUCUCUGUGGUACUAGUGAAGGAAUCUCUAUGGUGCUUCUGGAGAACCUUUGUAAUACAAUAACUACAAGUUGUCUAACCUACGUAUGUAGCUGAUUGUUGUCACAUCUAAUAACAUGAAAUUGUUCUCAACCACAAUGAGAAGCACAAGUCAGUCAGCUUACUGAUAAUGCACACUGAGCUUAUUUAAAUCUAAGUAUGGUUCUCACAUUUUAUAACUCCGUUUCCAAGAAGUUUCAAGCAUUAUACAAUAGCACCAGGUUUUUGUUAUAGGACAUUGUAAUUUCUAAGCAAUGAAUAUUA